AUGAAGAAAAAAGUAUCUGGAAGAUACUCCUACAUGAUAUCGCUAAUAAUACACUUUCUUGUCAAGGACAAGGCAGUUCUCUUGGGAAUUUUAACAACCGUAUUCUUUAUAAUGCUCUCGAGCAAGUUUCACUUUGAAUUUCAAAAGUCGUUAACAAAGAUCGAGCAAUAUAUUGCCAGAAAGACAAUUGAUGAGACAGAUUCCAGCAGGCUUCUUAUCACGUUUAUGCUUCUUCCCAUUAGUCAUUACAUGUCGAGUCUUCUCUACAAGCUUGUUUCGGCCUAUGUCAUCCAGCUGCUUAUAGGGAAGUCGUUCCAUCACUGCUUGAGAGAGUAUCUUUUGACCAACUACCAUCGGUUCCAUCACCUUGGGUCUGGACAGAUACACUCAUUAGUUGAGAGGAGAUCCAACGGAAUGGUUAGUUUCUUGAGGAUAUUGUUUGCCGAUAUCUUUUUCAAUGCAUCUUAUGUUCUGUGGGGGUUUUUGUACUUUUCCCGCUGUUCUACAGGUGUUGUGAUUCUAACUGUUAUCCAGAUACUGGUAUAUGUUGUUGUGUCAUGGUAUGGAACAAUUCUUAGAAACCACUUCAGAAGGAAAUACAAUGGAGCAUACAACUUUGCCUCCAACAGGCUGUACGGGAUUCUGCAGAACUAUGACAUAAUCAAAUCGUACAAUAAAGAAGAAAACGAGCUGCAGAAAUACAUCGACACUUUUCGGGAUGUCGGAAGACACUCGAGGAGAUAUGAUCAGAUCAAUGGAUUUGUCGAGUUUUUCCAGAAAAGUUUACUCUUUGUCCCAAAUGCAUUUAUGGUGUUGAUGAUCAUUGGAGGAUAUAUGUUUAAGAGUAUGAGAAUUGGGAACAGAUACAUCGAGUACUCCAAGUUCUUUUCCGAGCUACGGAGUGGGAUAAUGAAGCUAAAGGAAAGCACAUUUGUAAUGAAUGAGAAUUUGACAGAUAUUUUUGACUCGAAGAUUGAGGAUGCACUUGAGGAAGAAGACCUUGGGCUUGCAAUAGAGAGGUUUGGUGAUACCAUAAGGUUCAACGGGAUGUCUGUGCACAUAGGAAACAGACUCAUAUUAGAAGGUUUCAGCGGAGAAAUCAAAAAGGGCGAGAAGAUAGGGAUCAUUGGAAAAAAUGGAUGCGGGAAGUCAUCUCUUGUUAACGUUCUCCUCAGGUUCCUCGACUAUAGUGGAGAAGUUUACAUUGAUGGAAUUGAGCUGAGAAGGAUCAGGAAGUCGUCUGUAAGGGGCCUCAUAUCGUUUGUUCCUCAAAACCAUCAUUUGUUCAAUGGAACCAUUCUUGAAAACAUAGGCUACUCUUACAAUUCCAUUGAAUACGAUCAUGUUAUGAAGAAAUGUGUGCAUUUCAAUGUGCAUGAGAUAUUCAGCAAGCUUCCUAGAGGAUAUCAAACCCUUGUGGGAGAAAAUGGAAAGUUCCUGAGUGGAGGGCAGAAGCAGAGGGUUAGCUUUAUGAGAGCAAUGGUCAAGGAUUCCGACAUAGUGGUUUUGGAUGAGCCGACAUCGAAUUUGGAUGCAGACUCGGAAAAGGAGCUUGUAGAAACAAUACUCAAAAAGAUGGAAGACAAGACUGUGUUUCUGGUUGUGCAUGACCAUGACCUUCUCAGAGGCUUUGAUAAGAUACUUGGCCUCCAUGACAACAAGGUUAAAAUAUAUAAUUCCUUUGACGACUUUAUUAUCGAUAAGUCAAAAUACUGA
Messenger RNA from Encephalitozoon intestinalis ATCC 50506, 1716 nucleotides. Its product is annotated as MdlB-type mitochondrial ABC transporter. The coding region runs from base 1 to 1716 and encodes 571 amino acids. The record is from RefSeq and is a predicted model, not a curated record. NCBI's taxonomy places the organism in Eukaryota, Fungi, Microsporidia, Unikaryonidae. Gene Ontology annotation, molecular function: ATP binding; ATP hydrolysis activity; ABC-type transporter activity. Gene Ontology annotation, biological process: transmembrane transport. The transcript has a single exon. Gene Ontology annotation, cellular component: membrane.